AUGGAGAAACAUCUGGAGACCUGUCAAAUUUUGGACACAUCUGCUGCACUCGACCCCCCCCUCCUUCCACCAUCCACUCUUCCACAAGAUGUUCCCUGUGCCCCACCUGCCACCUCCUCCGCUGCCCAGCCUACCCUCUCCUCCGCUGACCAGCCUACCACCUCCUCCGCUGACAAGCCUAACACCUCCUCCGCUGCCCAGCCUACCACCUCCUCCGCUGACCAGCCUAACACCUCCUCUGCUGCCCAGCCUACCACCUCCUCCGCUGCCCAGCCUACCACCUCCUCCGCUGACCAGCCUAACACCUCCUCCGCUGCCCAGCCUACCACCUCUUCCGCUGCCCAGCCUAACACCUCCUCCGCUGCCCAGCCUAACACCUCCUCCGCUGCCCAGCCUACCACCUCCUCCGCUGACCAGCCUAACACCUCCUCCGCUGCCCAGCCUACCAUCUCCUCCGCUGCCCAGCCUACCACCUCCUUCUCCUCCUCUAUCCAGCACACUACAAGCUAUAAGAAGGCACAAUGUUCUCAUUGCGGCCUAAUCUGCCUUGCAAAGAAUUUGAACAAUCACAUUCACAGGAAACACAGAAAAAAAAAAACCUGUGACAGUGUGUUGAGGGCUAUCUGUGUGGAUGCAACAAAUGGGAUAUCUGCUGUACAAAAAGCAUCCCAUGGAUUUUCAGUGCCUAUUCAUGUGCAAAAAAAAACCUGGGGCCACCUGCAUAAGGUGCAGUGUGAACUUGAAGAAUGCAGGCAGUAUCACUUAAUGGCACUGAGGAGUGGGUUAACUUUUAGCCAGUGUGAGCACAUCCGCUCACUGGAAUAUUGCAGAGAAAUAGCCACAGAGGAAUGGCUUAAGGAGGAGACACUGGAGGAAAUGGUUAACUUGAAAUUCUUUGGUGAGGCAAAAAAGGCAACCUGCAAGAAAAGGCAACAACAGGCACAGAAGGAGCAUGUCCCUCUCUGUGUAGAGGUUUCAUUUCAAAAAAAUCCUACUCAGUACUGUUUGUCUGUACACGAGCCAGCUUUACACCACUACAGUCAGCUUGGGAGGGUGAUGGUGACAUACAACUCCACAGCUCACACCUGGCAUUGUCCUUGUGCCAAACCAAGAACAUCCUGUGUCCACAAAAACAUUGGCAAGUGGCAUCUAUUUCAGAAAACACCAGAAAUAUUCAGAACAGAGACUGUAGCAAGUACACCUCAGCUACAACAAAAUAGUCUCUAUCCGCCAUCUGCAGACAUCUUGGAGCAACUUGUUCACUACAUUAACAAACAUAAACGGCUUCCAGACACCUUGCCAGAUGACAUUAUUAAACCAAAACCAUCAGCAAGUUACAUUACAGAGUUGCAUCCAUCUGAGACAACUUGCACCAUCUGUCCUGGGUCUGUGCAUCUUGAAAAAUCAACUUUAAUUUCCAAAAAUGCACGGAUAAUCACUAUGAAUGGUGUAAUUGAACAUGUAUCAACCUAUUUCCGGCGAUGCCCACAGUGCCACAUGGUGUACCGUUAUCAGGAAUGGAUUGACAGCCUUCACAAUUUUGAUGAUCAUGUCAUAUUGAACCUGGAACUGUGUCUAUAUUUGAGGCUGAAUUUACAGAACAAUGUUUCAGUCUCCAAGGUAAUCGAAUCACUGGAAGGCCUAAGGAAAGUAACAUUUCCAUCCAAACAUACAAUCCUCCAUGCAUACCUCCACUUCGAGGCAUUGACAAACCACAAUUACUCUUAUUCCUGUGUCUGCUGUGGCUACCAUCCUCCAGUGGUUGUGAUGGACCUCCAUAAGAAAGGGGUGUUUAACUUGCCCGUGAGUGACAUAGAAGAAGUCUCCGAGAACUUCACUGGGGAGGUCAAUAUUGAGGAGUUCUGGGAUUCUGUGCAGCUUGAGAUGAUUUCCCGUGCCUUUUUCCCAAGCCAUGCAAAGAACAACUUUGCUGUCCAUCCUAGUUUUGAGCACUGGGCCCCAUGGAUUGGGAAGAAUACACGCAAGUCUGACACUGUGUUAAACACAGAAUUUGAAAAAGUUUCCUCUUCAAAGUCCUCAUCUGAAGCUGAGCUGAGCAUGGUUUCAGAGGACCGUCUGAUGGAUGAGCUCAUGAAGCAGAAGGUUUCUACAGUGCGCAAGCUGUGUAAGGCCUGCAAUUUGGACUCAAAGGGAUCAAGGAAUGACCUCAUCAACAGACUAAGAGACGAGAUGAAAACCAGACAUACAUAUGACAAAAUCUUCCAAAAAAUCUGGGGAGCUUCAGGGGGCUGGUCUGUGAUUCUCUGCCCUCAUGGUGUUAUAUACAGUGUAAAGUUUAACCUGAGGGCAGAAUCGCCAAGAGAUUUUGCUGACCUCCUUCUCUCCUGGAAGCACCUGCCAAAUGUUUCUGUUUAUGAUUUUGCUCGUGGUUUGGCAACUCAUGUCAACCUCCGUGUCCCAACCACACUACCUAUCAAGCCACAUGAAGGGAGACUAGCUGAAACAACCGACGAAAAUGUCACAGCUGCUCACCAGGGAAAACUCAGAAUCCCUCUUCCCUGGUUGACUGAAAAGUUAAAAAAUCCUGAUGUUGAUGGGCAUCCUUGCACUGGGUCUUCAGACCAUUAUGUCCUUUAUGACAAAUUUCAUGAGGCCAACACCAAGGAUCCAAAGGAGGUUUUAAGGAGGAUCAACCUGGUCCCAGAACUCCAGGGUUCCCUGAAUAGCCAGGUGGCUGAGCAGCUAUUUUCAACUCUAAGGAAAAACAAUUACUUCCUCAAUAACAUGGCACCUUCGACGCACAUUUUUACAAUGAGAAACCUGGUACAUCAUCGAAACACAAAAACAAACAAAAAUAUUCUGAAAAACCUGCUCAAGAGAGGAGGAGAUUCAGAGUCUCUGCAUGACAUCGCUCUAAGUGAAAAUGGACAAGCAGUGUUAGCCUUGGGAAUCCUACCAUCAAAGAACUCUGCACAGCAUCAACAUCUGCCAUCACCAGUUGGAGCCCCUUUGCAGCCACAAGGUCUUCACGCUGACACACACAAAGAAACCUUUCUCAAUCGAUAUUUCCUGGAGUGUGGCACGAGACCACUGGGUUUUCCAAGACAGCCAUAUGGACACGACUGUGGGAUCUUCAUGUUGAUGUAUGCCCUCUACUCUGUCCUGGAUGCCCCUUAUGAUUUCACCGUGGUGGACAUGCCAGCUUUGCGAAAGUGGUGGUGUGUUAUGCUCCUGGAGAAUUUUGAACUUGGAAGCUAUGGCAAAAUGUUUGCCCACUGGACAGACAUUUCAAAGGGUGUGCUGCAAGAUGAGGUGCCACCAGUGUAUCAUUUAAAGAAACGGAAGAUGGAUGACAUCACUGAGACAGAGGAGCAGCCACAACCUGUUGCAAAGCGUCAGCAAUCUUGCACUGAAAGAGCUGUCGAAAUGCCAGUGGAUGUGGAUGAAGUGGGGGCCAGGAUACUUCAUCACUGCAAAAAGGCCGCAGAGUGGGUUGAAACAAACCAACAUUUGUUUUCGGCAAAGGUGGAGUUUCCCUGUGUCCUCACUAUGGGAGAGGAAGAAGUGGAAGAGGUUGUGCGGCAGUACAGAAGGCUUUGGGAUGAAGAAGAACGUUGCCAGCUUGAUGACCAGGAGACAGAAGACAUCCUUGACCAUUUCAAAUUUAAAUUUGAAAAUGUGGAAGACAUGUGGGUCUUUUGUGAGGAGAUUAUUGAGAAAAGAGGAUACACAACAUACACUGAAACUGAAGUGAAGGAGUAG
This is a messenger RNA of Scomber japonicus (chub mackerel), 3723 nucleotides long. RefSeq lists its product as uncharacterized. Lineage: Eukaryota; Metazoa; Chordata; Actinopteri; Scombriformes; Scombridae. Gene Ontology annotation, biological process: proteolysis. Gene Ontology annotation, molecular function: cysteine-type peptidase activity. The transcript is spliced from 15 exons. Bases 1 to 3723 code for a protein of 1240 amino acids. The record is from RefSeq and is a predicted model, not a curated record.